AUGUUGGAUGUUUUUGGAAGAAACAUAGCUCCUAGCGAUGUUCAAAAUAUGCUCUGCGGCCUGGAACACUUCUCAUUUCAGGACUCUGACUGGGCUUCACACGAUCAGAUCAAGGCCACAUUUUGUGGCUCACAGUCCUUCUACAGCAUGAUAGAGGACAUAUAG
Messenger RNA from Cinara cedri, 165 nucleotides. The record is from the annotation of a GenBank genome assembly. NCBI's taxonomy places the organism in Eukaryota, Metazoa, Arthropoda, Insecta, Hemiptera, Aphididae.